CAAUGUUUACGUUCUGCGCUUUAUUUUUUGCAAUAAAAUAGAACAUACAUACAUGUAUAAAAUACAGUUCAGUUCCAAAUAUUAGCGAAGUUGUAAAUGUGGGAUAAAAUCUGUUAUUUAUUUAUAAGUAUAGCCUAGCUGGGGUCGAUACAGUAAAAUAUCAUCCACGUCGCCCGACUGGAGCUGGAGCCAAACAAAAUGGCUCAUUCAAAUAAGGCAAAGAAGGAAGCCAGAGGUUCGAAUUCACAAAAACCAGCGACGAACCCCAGCGACCCGCCAAAUAAUGCCCAGACCAAUCUGCAGGCCCCCAGUCCGGAUCAGUUCCAUGAACUCCUACUUCACACCCUGCAAAAGUCAUGGCUGCGAGCUCGGCAUUUUUUCAUGUCCGAGCUAAGUGGAAGCGAGCUGUUCGAAACCGCAGCGGUAUGGUGCGCCCACAAUCCCCACAUUGCCAUCUGUUUGUUGGCAGCUAGCUUGGUAUUCCUUCUACCAUUCCUUAUCAUUUUCGGUUUUGGAAUCGCGACCAUGGUGAUGACUUUCACGGGUCUAUUGGUGCUAGAAGGCACUCUUCUCACCAUUGUCUCUAUGAUGUUCUUUGCAUGCCUGGGAGGCUUUGCUAUCAUGGUUCCGGUGAUUGGAGUCGUUACUGUUGGUGCAUACUUUGGAUUAGCUCAUGUGUAUGGGUUAUAUAACGGUAAAGAGCGCCACAAAAUUGCUAGGUUUUUCAAAGAUCCGCCCAAGCAAUGUGACGCGGUGGCAGCAUCAGUGAAAAUUUCUGAAGAUCCAACCAUGCCAUGCCCUAUACUUGCUAAUCAAAAUAAACAACUGAAGAACCAUUAAAAGUACUUAAUAAUUAAUAAUAAUAA
This is a messenger RNA of Drosophila obscura, 866 nucleotides long. RefSeq lists its product as uncharacterized. Bases 199 to 840 code for a protein of 213 amino acids. The transcript has 4 exons. Lineage: Eukaryota; Metazoa; Arthropoda; Insecta; Diptera; Drosophilidae. The record is from RefSeq and is a predicted model, not a curated record.